Messenger RNA from Dendronephthya gigantea, 858 nucleotides. RefSeq names its product piggyBac transposable element-derived protein 4-like. Bases 1 to 858 code for a protein of 285 amino acids. The transcript is spliced from 2 exons. The record is from RefSeq and is a predicted model, not a curated record. NCBI's taxonomy places the organism in Eukaryota, Metazoa, Cnidaria, Anthozoa, Malacalcyonacea, Nephtheidae.
AUGAAGGAACUACUUGGAAAAGGUCAUCAGUUGUUCAUGGAUAACUAUUAUUCAUCUCCACAACUAUUUCUUGAUCUUAUUGCCAAGGAUACACAUGCAGUUGGAACUGUUCGAAUGAACCGAAAGCAUUUGCCCAAAGAAAUUAAACCAAAAAUGAAGAAAGGUGAGGUGCACUUUCGUCGUUGCGGUGAAUUACUAGCACUAGCCUGGUGUGACAAGCAUCCAGUGACAAUGCUAAGUACAAUGCACACUGCAGCUCUAGGGGACAGUGGUAAGAAAGAUAAGGAUAAAAACCCCAUAAUCAAGCCAAAUGCAGUCAUUGAUUACACAAAGCAUAUGGGAUCUGUAGACACCAGUGACUUCCUCACAGGGGUAUACAGGAAAGCCCUCAAGACUUUCAAGUGGACCAACAAAUUGGUGUUCUACUUGAAAGAUCUCAGUUGUGUAAAUGCCUAUAUAGUCUACAAGAAAGUAAGGCCUCAUGAAGAGAAAUCUACUUUGUUUGAUUUUGUUACAAACUUGGUUGAACAACUAAUUGCAGAGGGGAACAAUGCAGAUGUCCACAGGCCUAAACCCAGCCGGUCUGGACGAAGAAGCAUUGAGCCUGAUGACCAACAUCCCUUUAGAUUGGAAUCAAAGUCCUCUUCGCACUGGCCAAAAAAAUUGCCUCCUACUGAUAAAAAAGACAAGCAUACUAAGCCUUGUCUAGUGUGCAAACCACCAAACACCGGUAAAAGAAAGCAGGCCACGGAGAAAGUGCCUCGUCCAGAGUCGCGCUACUUUUGCCCGAGGUGUAACUGUGCUCUCCAUCCAGAAUGCUUUGAGCCAUUUCAUACCAAAGUUCAAUUCAAGAAGUAA